AUGGGCAAUGUUUCUCCCAAAAAGAUCAUCACAUCCCAAGGGACAGGAGAUGGGGUAUCCCCGGCAUCCGAGCCCAACAUGUCGCGAUCCGACUCGAUACCUGGUCAGUGUUUUCCCAGACGAUAUAGAAAACGCACCAUGACGCAUAUCCUGGAGCCAUACCCGUGGGGGACAUAUCCGUUGAUGAGAUGGUUUGAUGUUGCAGAUGUUACAGCCGCCAGCAAGUACGCACAAUCAGGAUAUUCAGCCCACCCGUCGACCUCGGCCUAUCCAGGUCCCGGACGCUAUGGACCGCCACCUCCCUUGAACAUGAGCAACAUGGUAUACUCGCUCCCGAAUCACCAAUCGUCAUCAUCCCCUUUUGAAGGCCAGCAUCUCAUCCAUCAAUAUCCGCCUGCCCAUCCCCAAGGCCUCGUCUAUCCGAUACAAUCAAUGGGUCAUUAUGGAGGCCCAAAUUCUGGUGGGAGUGGACCGUAUGCAGUACCUUUUGCACCAGGGUACGUGCCUUACUCGAUGCAGCACCCUGGAACUGUCCAGCAUGUCCCUGGUCACUACCCACAGUAUAUGGCAAAUCACUCGAUGCAGAAUAUGGGUCCGGGUCAGCCCCCCGCGUAUGGAGCGGGUUAUUACCAGCAGGGUUAUACGCCGUCUUCUCGACAUGGAUCACAAUCGGGGCCAGUACAAAUGCGGCACUCGGGGGCUCAAUCCAGGCAGGGGAGUCUAUCGCAGGGAAACUCGGCAUCGAAUACGGGAUCUACGAAGAAGGAAACAGACAAGCGGGUUUUGGAGGGGGAAUACGACGUAUCGAAGACAAUUGUGGAUGGUUCGAACCCGAUGAAGUUAGCACAACUUUCAUCCAUCCCUCACGAUUCGACCCUUCCCUCCCAAUCAGUGCCAACUGCACCUAGCACCCCUCGUGGACCACCUCGAAAGCCCAAGCAGUCCGGCCAUGCCCUCUGGGUGGGCAACUUACCACCCGGGUCGAGCGUGGUGGAUCUGAAAGACCAUUUCUCGCAGGAGGCAACCAACAACAUUGAAAGUGUGUUUCUCAUCUCCAAGAGUAAUUGUGCGUUUGUGAACUACAAGUCGGCCGCUGCAUGUGCCGCCGCUCUUGCUCGCUUCCACGACUCCCGCUUCCAGGGUGUCCGUCUCGUUUGCCGGCUCCGCAAGGGCUUUACAGCUCCAGGGUCGGGCUUGGGCCUUGGUGUGGCGGGUCCAGGCUCCAGGUCCCGUCCAGAGGAGACGACGGAUCCCCCUGUCACUGCCGAAGCUGGACCGUUGGUAGAGGCCAUUAUUCCCGGGCCGCUGGCGGACGGGACGGCUUCCCGCAGUUUGGAUCGGUACUUUAUCGUCAAGAGUCUGACGGUAGAGGAUCUCGAGCUUAGCAAGCAGAGCGGAAUCUGGGCGACACAGACGCACAAUGAAACCAACUUGAAUCACGCCUUUGAGAAUACCGACCAUGUCUACCUAAUCUUUUCUGCAAACAAAUCAGGCGAGUACUUUGGCUACGCUCGCAUGCUAUCACCCAUUAGCGACGAUGAGGAGCUCGCCCUAGAGAUGCCACCUCGUCCGGAGCCCCUACCUGGCACGGCCGAUGAACUAGAGGUGACCACGACCGCGGCGACCUCGACUGCCCCCAAAGGCCGAAUCAUUGAUGACUCGGCACGCGGCACGAUCUUCUGGGAGGUUGAAUCCUCAGGAGACGAGCACGACGAUGGUAGUGGUGAGAAGAGCGGCGAGGGUCUGGGGUCGGGUGCCGGUUCCGGCCCUCCUGCUUCCGUCUCGGGACUCAUUACUGUCGACGAUGAGGAGGCUCAGUCAUUCGGCAAGCCCUUUCGUAUUCAGUGGCUGUCGACUGAACGAGUACCCUUCCAUCGGACACGGGGACUGCGUAACCCGUGGAAUGCUAAUCGUGAGGUGAAGAUUGCCCGUGACGGUACCGAAAUCGAGCCGACUGUCGGGCGGAAAUUGAUCGCCCUGUUCCAACUGCCCUGA
Penicillium cataractarum is the source of this 1995-nucleotide messenger RNA. Its product is annotated as putative YT521-B-like splicing factor. Lineage: Eukaryota; Fungi; Ascomycota; Eurotiomycetes; Eurotiales; Aspergillaceae. Bases 1 to 1995 code for a protein of 664 amino acids. The record is from RefSeq and is a predicted model, not a curated record. Gene Ontology annotation, cellular component: nucleoplasm. Gene Ontology annotation, biological process: regulation of alternative mRNA splicing, via spliceosome; mRNA splicing, via spliceosome. Gene Ontology annotation, molecular function: N6-methyladenosine-containing RNA reader activity; mRNA binding. The transcript is spliced from 3 exons.